CCAAUCAGCGCGCGGGGCCGGCUCGGCGGGGCCGCCCGCGCGCGGGGUGUGUGAGGACGCGCUGCUCGUCGCUGAGUGCCUGAGCUGAGGAGCAGUUGCCGUGGUACCUGCUGCUGCCCGUGCGGUCGCAGAGCAUCGGACGCGGGUGCUGUCGCGUGGGGCGCGAAGGUGAAGCCAUGACGUCGGUCAGUGAAAAUAUUCUCUUUGGAAUGGGAAAUCCACUUCUUGACAUCUCUGCUGUAGUGGAUAAGGAUUUCCUUGAUAAGUAUUCUCUUAAACCAAAUGACCAAAUCUUGGCUGAAGACAAGCACAAGGAACUGUUUGAUGAACUUGUAAAAAAAUUCAAAGUUGAAUAUCAUGCUGGUGGCUCUACACAGAAUUCAAUUAAAGUGGCUCAGUGGAUGAUUCAGCAGCCACACAAAGCAGCAACAUUUUUUGGAUGCAUUGGGACAGAUAAAUUUGGGGAGAUCCUAAAGAAGAAAGCUGAUGAAGCUCAUGUAGAUGCUUAUUAUUAUGAGCAGAAUGAACAACCAACAGGAACUUGUGCUGCAUGCAUCACUGGUGGCAACAGGUCCCUUGUAGCUAAUCUUGCAGCUGCCAAUUGUUAUAAAAAGGAAAAACAUCUUGAUAUGGAGAAAAACUGGAUGUUGGUAGAAAAAGCAAGAGUUUAUUAUAUUGCAGGCUUUUUUCUUACAGUUUCCCCAGAGUCAGUAUUAAAAGUGGCUCACCAUGCUUCUGAAAACAACAGAAUUUUCACUUUGAAUUUGUCUGCACCAUUUAUUAGCCAGUUCUACAAGGACUCAUUGAUGAAAGUUUUACCUUAUGUUGACAUACUUUUUGGAAAUGAGACGGAAGCUGCCACUUUUGCUAGAGAGCAAGGCUUUGAGGCUGAAGACAUUAAAGAGAUAGCCAAAAAGACGCAAGCUAUUCCAAAGGUGAACUCAAAGAGGCAGCGAAUUGUGAUUUUCACCCAAGGGAAAGAUGAUACUAUAAUGGCUACAGAAAGUGAAGUCACCACUUUUGCUGUCUUGGAUCAAGACCAGAAAGAAAUUGUUGAUACCAAUGGAGCUGGAGAUGCAUUUGUUGGAGGUUUUCUGUCUCAGCUGGUCUAUGACAAGCCCCUGACUGAAUGCAUCCGUGCUGGCCACUAUGCAGCAAGUGUCAUAAUUAAGCGGAGUGGCUGCACCUUUCCUGAGAAGCCAGACUUCCACUGAUGGAAAAGCAGGAAACCCAAGUGCAAGAGUACAGACACUGCCCUGAUUGUUUCCAAUAACUUCCCAUAUCAAUAAGGAAGAAAAUUAUCUGCCAUUUUUUCCUACUAUAUUAUUCAUCCUUAAUUUAGAUGAUACAAUAAUGCUCGAUAGGGCCUUUAUUCUCUCAAUAUCCUAAAAAAAUUAUGUUUAUUUCCAUGAUUUGAUAAUACAAUUUAAAUGUCAAUUAAACAGGAAUAUAACAUUUCAAUAGAAAUUUUUAUUUCAUUUUCAAUUACAUUGUAAAUUCAUGUGUAUUUAGCAAAUUAAUCUUUUUUUUUUUUACAUUUCUGCUUUGAAUGCAGAUGCAAUUUAAUAUAAUAGAUUUUUUAAAUGAAUUAAUCCUGACACAUCAAUCUUUAGCUUUUUAUAUAAGUAUAUUUAAUUUAGGUAUAUGUAUGUAUCACAUAUAUACAUGAUAAAUGGUCAAAUAAGUAUAGAAAUAAUUAUCUUGCCAAACUUUGCCAAAUAAUCUCUUCAGUGUGUACUCAGACAUAUAAUAAAACUUUGAAUAAUUAA
Talpa occidentalis (Iberian mole) is the source of this 1769-nucleotide messenger RNA. It is a transcript of the gene ADK, whose product is annotated as adenosine kinase. The coding region runs from base 177 to 1214 and encodes 345 amino acids. Gene Ontology annotation, cellular component: nucleus; cytosol. Gene Ontology annotation, molecular function: adenosine kinase activity. NCBI's taxonomy places the organism in Eukaryota, Metazoa, Chordata, Mammalia, Eulipotyphla, Talpidae. Gene Ontology annotation, biological process: purine ribonucleoside salvage. The transcript is spliced from 11 exons. The record is from RefSeq and is a predicted model, not a curated record.